GCUUGGCGAAAAGGAAAUCUCUUUAUAUAUCAUUCCUAGGUUGUUCAACUCAUUUUCCUUUAUCUAGGGCUCGAGAUUACUGCGUCGAUCCACAAUUUGUGUUUCUCCGUCGAUUUAUUGGGAAUCAUAGUGUUCGAUUUUCUACUGGCUUCGUUUGAUUCAAGUAUUUUGUUCGAGCGCUGCUCAGUUCUAGGGUUUUAGCAUCUAGCAUUACACAUGGCACCUGCGGAACCCAACAGCGGCGGCAGCGCCAGUGCCGGAGCCACCAAAGAGCAGCCGCCGGUCAAGGCGCCGGCAAAGGACUCCAAGAAGAAGGAUGAGAAGAAGGACGAAGAUCUCUCGGAGGAGGACUUGGCAUUGAAGGAACAAUUGGAGUUGUACGUAGAGAGAGUACAAGACACAGAUCCUGGAUUGCAGAAAGUUGCGCUAGAGAGCAUGCGGCAAGAAAUUCGUACUGCAACCAGUUCUAUGACUUCAGUGCCCAAGCCACUGAAGUUCUUACGUCCUCAUUAUGGAACUCUACAGGCACACUAUGAGAAAAUGUCAGAUUCAGAUUUGAAGAAAUUGCUUGCAGAUAUACUCUCUGUUUUGGCUCUGACAAUGUCCCCUGAAGGAAAAUGUGAGAGCUUGAAAUACAGGUUACUUGGUUCUGAUGGUGAUAUUGGUUCUUGGGGACAUGAGUAUGUCAGGAACUUGGCUGGGGAAAUUUCUCAAGAGUAUUCAAAACGGCAGAGCGAAGAUGCCCCAAUAGAUGAUCUGAUGGACCUGGUGGUGCAAAUUGUUGCGUUCCAUAUGAAGCAUAAUGCUGAGCCUGAGGCAGUCGAUCUUCUUAUGGAGGUUGAAGACCUUGAUCUGCUAGUGGAGCAUGUUGAUAGUGCAAACAAUAAACGGACAUGCCUGUAUCUUACUAGUUCAGCAAAAUACCUUCCUGGACCGGAUGACAUGUUAGUUUUGGAUAUUGCACAUUCUAUCUAUAUGAAAUUUGAAGAGUAUCCAAGAGCAUUGCAGAUCGCGUUGUAUCUUGAUAACUUGCAGUAUGUAAAAGAACUUUUCCAGCGAUGUAAAGAUCCUCUCAAAAGGCGGCAGUUUUGCUUCAUCCUGGCACGCCAUGGUGUUUCUUUUGAACUUGAUGAAAGCAUUAUUGCAGAAGAUGAAGAGAGGGAGGCUCUACAAGAGCUCAUCAACAAUACUAAGUUGAAUGAGGGUUAUCUAACACUUGCUCGUGAUAUUGAAGUCAUGGAGCCCAAAUCUCCUGAGGAUAUAUACAAAGCACAUCUAAUUGAAGGCCGUGGUAGCGGUGGGGGAACUGUUGAUUCUGCCAGGCAGAAUUUGGCAGCAACAUUCGUAAAUGCAUUUGUAAAUGCUGGUUUUGGUCAGGAUAAGUUGAUGACAGUCCCGUCUGAAGCUUCUAGUGGUGGCUCUUCAUCAAGCUGGCUCUUCAAAAAUAAGGAACAUGGGAAGGCCAGUGCUGCAGCAAGUUUGGGCAUGAUUUUGCUUUGGGAUGUUGAUUCUGGACUUGCACAACUGGACAAGUAUUUUCACAGUACUGACACUCAUGUCAUAUCAGGCGCAUUACUGGGAGUCGGGAUUGUAAACUGUAACGUCCAGAAUGAUUGUGAUCCUGCAUUGGCUCUACUGGCAGAGUAUGUGGACAAAGAAGAUGCUUCAAUUAAAAUAGGAGCAAUAAUGGGUCUAGGUCUUGCAUAUGCAGGUUCUCAGAAUGAGCAAGUACGCAGCAUAUUAAUGCCCCUCCUCCUAGAUGGAAGAUCAUCUGUUGAUGUUAUUGCAUUUGCUGCUAUCGCUUUGGGCCUUGUAUAUGUGGGUUCUUGUAAUGAAGAUGUCGCCCAGAACAUUGUACUUGCAUUGAUGGAACGAAGUGAGUCGGAAUUGGGGGAUCCCUUAGCUCGUUUCUUGCCUUUGGGCCUUGGUCUGCUUUUCUUAGGGAAGCAGGAAAGUGUUGAAGCUACAGCUGAGGUUUCAAGGACUUUUAAUGAAAAAAUUAGGAAACAUUGCGACAUGACCCUGCUAUCUUGUGCAUAUGCAGGAACUGGAAAUGUUCUAAAGGUGCAACACUUCCUUGGUCAGUGUGCACAACAUCUUGAGAAGGGUGAAUCCUACCAGGGACCAGCUGUUCUCGGAAUUGCUAUGGUAGCAAUGGCUGAAGAACUUGGGCUUGAGAUGGCCAUUCGUUCACUGGAGCAUCUUUUGCAGUAUGGGGAGCAGAAUAUUAGAAGGGCUGUCCCAUUGGCUCUUGGUCUCCUUUGUAUAUCCAAUCCUAAGGUUAAUGUCAUGGACACAUUAAGCAGGCUCAGUCAUGAUACAGACUCAGAAGUCGCAAUGGCUGCCAUGAUUUCUUUGGGUUUGAUUGGUGCUGGAACCAACAAUGCUAGAAUAGCUGGAAUGCUUCGCAAUCUGUCAAGCUAUUAUUAUAAAGAUGCUAGCCUCCUUUUUUGUGUGCGCAUUGCUCAAGGUCUAGUUCAUCUUGGCAAAGGGUUGUUGACACUUUCUCCGUAUCAUUCGGAACGUUUUCUCAUGUCACCGACUGCACUCGCCGGACUUGUGGUUAUGCUGCACGCGUGUCUUGAUAUGAAGGCUAUCAUCUUGGGGAAAUAUCAUUACGUUCUAUACUUCCUUGUUCUGGCCAUGCAGCCAAGAAUGUUGCUGACGGUGGAUGAGAACCUGAAACCACUUUCCGUACCCGUCCGUGUUGGCCAAGCUGUCGAUGUCGUUGGCCAAGCAGGUCGUCCCAAGACCAUAACAGGUUUCCAGACCCACUCAACUCCUGUUCUUCUGGCCGCUGGUGACAGAGCUGAGCUCGCAACUGAGAAGUAUAUUCCCCUUUCGCCCAUUCUCGAGGGAUUCGUCAUCUUAAAAGAGAAUCCAGACUAUAAAGAAGAGAGCUGAUGCUACUGACUAGGCUGCGUAUCAUACAUGGGGGGUUAUUGGUUCUGCAUCGCGUAUUAACUGGUUUAACGGUGCAUAACUGUGCGUCUAGUUAGAGGUAUGGAUGGUCAAAAUGGCGAUGGGGCGCAAUUUCGUGCCGUUUUUAUGUUUCAUCCGUUUUUAAUGCUGGACGGUAUAAUAUACCUUAGUACACCAUUUUGAAUAUAUACAUGCACUGUUACUUGUUUUCAGCUUAGUCACGAGUAGAUUAUAUGCUUUCUCAGUAUUUAUUUUAUCUUGUAAAUUUCUUCGACAAUGAAAAUGCGAUGCGUUUGCGUUGCUCUGUAUCUGCACUUUAUAACUGAGUACUUCUUGAAUUCCCUUUU
This is a messenger RNA of Salvia miltiorrhiza (redroot sage), 3269 nucleotides long. Its product is annotated as 26S proteasome non-ATPase regulatory subunit 2 homolog A-like. NCBI's taxonomy places the organism in Eukaryota, Viridiplantae, Streptophyta, Magnoliopsida, Lamiales, Lamiaceae. The record is from RefSeq and is a predicted model, not a curated record. Gene Ontology annotation, molecular function: enzyme regulator activity. Gene Ontology annotation, biological process: regulation of protein catabolic process; proteasome-mediated ubiquitin-dependent protein catabolic process. The coding region runs from base 217 to 2904 and encodes 895 amino acids. The transcript is spliced from 25 exons. Gene Ontology annotation, cellular component: proteasome storage granule; proteasome regulatory particle, base subcomplex; proteasome complex.